CUAAACAAAGCCAAAGGGUUCAUCUAUUAGUGAAUUUACCCAUUCUCAUGGGUUAACUUAGCCAGGUUUGCCACUUAACCACCUUCUUGUUGGAAUACAUUACAUUACACAUUUUUGACAUCAUAUAACCAUCAGUCUCAAGUCAACAGCAAAUACAUAAACUGUAACCUCCUGGAGGUGUUAUUUUAAGACUGGUUGUCACAAACAACAACAACAAUAGUCCAAUACACAUUUUUGAAAUGAAAUCAAAUAACCAUCAGUCUCAACAGCAACUAAACUGUAACCCCCUGGAGGUGUUAUUUUAAGACUGGUUGUCCAUGUUCUAUGCGUUUGUCUCGUCAGAAACAGCUCCAGUCGCUAACGUCUACUAGAGCUAGCGUUAAAAUGUGAAACAUUAACCAGUCUCGUCAGUUGGCACUUGGCAUGAGCUUUCUAAAAUAUAAACGAACGUUACAAUGAUGUCUUGACUUACCUCAAUGUCAUUAUGGAAUGCCUUGAGAUGUCUCUUAAGAUUCGUGGUGUUUUUCCCUGCGAUUUUGUGGCCGCAUUUCUCCCCAUCUUUUUCCACAACACAUUCCGUUUUCUUUUCCACGUCUAUGUAACGAAAGUGUGUCCAAAUGUCGUUUCUUCUUUUUCUCCCAAAGACAACCCCCGGCUGGCCGGCCAUUGGUCCCUUUCUCUGUGUCACCUUUAUUUAUUAAGCUGUGCUUAUCAAGUGAUAACCCACCGCAGCUGCAUCUUCUGAAAUUAAAUAAUACCGCUCGUUGGGAUCGAGGAAGUGACAUCGCUCAGGCAAAAUAAUGAUAAUAAAAACUAAGAGACAUUUUUGUAAACCACAUUUUCGUCUCGUUUUUAUUUGUCAACAAAAUGGCAUUACACAUUUUAUUAUUGUUAUCGUCACGUGACCAGCAUCUUCGUUGCGUCUCGUCUCGUUUUCGUCACGUGAUAAAGGUUCGUUGACGAAGAUAUUUCAUCAUAAUUUUUGUUGACGAAAGCAACACUACCUGUGACUACAACCAUGUUUUGGAUUUCCUUUGCUGUGUCUGUUUGCCCUGUUACUGAACCCUUGCCUGGACUAUUGAUUACGUGCAUAAUUUUAACCAGGUGUGUUGGUAUUGCUGUGGACCGUCCACUAGACGUGGUAAAGUUUGAUUUGUAAUUGCUAUUUUGAACAGCAGAGGUUAGGGCUUGAGCUAGUUUGUUUCUCUUGCUGUGUGAAUCACUUAUACUGGUUGCAUACCUGUCAAGUGGUUGAACGUUUGUUUUAAAUAGCUCUGGAAUCUGUCAGUAGAUUAGCUUUGAUUUGAUAUUGCUUGUGAGCGAUUGUAGACGAUUUAAAUAGGUGUGUCAGAGCGACGCUCCGUCCCAGUUUGUUAUGUUAUGUUUCACCCCAUCCCAGUCUGCUCUCUCCCUCUAAGACACCCCCUGCGACGUGGGCCUUCACGGCGUCGGAACCCCUCGAACCUCAGCUACCCCCCGCUAACCCCCUGUGAGGACUUUGCUGUCACAGGGGAACUAUGGAACUGCCAGUCUGCCGCUUGGAAGGCUGACUUCAUCCCCGCAUAUGCCGCCCUCCAGUCCCUACAAUUCCUUGCCCUAACUGAGACCUGGAUCACACCUGACAACACCGCCACUCCCGCUGCCCUCUCAUCCUCCUUCUCCUUCUCGCACACUCCCCGGACUUCCGGCCAUAGCAGUGUUAUCUAUCAUCCUCCAGGGCCCCCGGGAAGCUUCCUUGAUGAGCUAGACACCCUUCUUAGCUCCUUCCCUAAGGAUGGCACCCCACUGAUUCUCCUUGGAGACUUCAACAUCCACCUUGAAGCCUCCCAGGCUGCUGCCUUCCUACCGCUACUCCACUCCUUUGGCCUCUCCCUGCAACACUCUCCUCCAACCCACAAGGCAGUGAAAGAGCUUUUCAAAAGAAAAAUGCAAAGACACCAGUGAGCCCCAUGCUGCCGGUUGAUAACAGGGCUGAAUAGCAGGUUCCCACAAACCAUCUGCCUAUUGGAGCAUUUGAUGAGUGUGUUCACCUCUCCAGAUCAGCUCCACCGAGUGCCACUGCUCCUCACUAAUACUGAGACAUGAUUGGAGCAGAGAGACUCAUCCUCAUUGGCUGCCUGCUACAAGGCGGCACGGAUGGCGCAGUGGGUAGCACUGUCGCCUCACAGCAAGGAGGUCCUGGGUUCGAAUCCCCGUCGGCCGGGGCCUCUCUGUGCGGAGUUUGCAUGUUCUCCCCGUGUCUGCGUGGGUUUCCUCCGGGUACUCCGGUUUCCUCCCACAGUCCAAAGACAUGCAGGAGCCCUGGGCAGAGAGUGGGCAGUCUGGAUGCCUCAGAGUAUAGAAGCUCUGAGUGGAUCCUGUGUGCUGAUUCCCUGCAGAUUUGAAAUGCCAGAAUAUAACUCUUACUAUGGGUCUCCCUAUGAUUACUUGCUGAAACGCUAUCCAGACUCCGUUACAGGAUUAUGGCGUAAAGAUAGAACAACAGUGUUUGAUUCCAGAAGCCAAUCUGAAUCUCAUCUGAAAGGAAUGAUGACUGGAAACCUUUUGCAGAAGAGGUGCACUACAGUUCUGGAGAACCUUCCUAAGUAUUAUAGUGAGCAAUAUUACUUCAGAUUAGAAACCUCUUAUUUCCAAUUGAAUUUUCAUCCAGCUGUUCAAAUUAAUAUCAAAGACUCUCCACCCAAACCCAAGUUAACCACAGAGAAGGUGGAGGUGAUGGAGGGGACCUCUGUGAGUUUGAGCUGCUCUGCUGCAGCCCCCUGUCCCAAACUCCCCCCAAAUCUGACAUGGACCCCCAGGCUGAGUGACAGUGUGGAUCAACUGCAAGAGAAUGAGGAUAAUACCACAUCUGUGUCUUCUGAUCUGACCUUCACUGCUUCCCACCUCCACCAUAGGCAGAAGAUCACCUGCAGGGCACUUUACACACUGCAACAAGGAGGCAAUCAGAAGAUGUCUGAGGCCAGUCUGACUCUCAAAGUCCAAUAUCCUCCUAAGAAGACCUCAGUGUCAGUCAAUCCCUCUGGUUCAGUGUUAGAGGGCAGCUCAGUGACUCUGACCUGCAGCAGUAAAGCCAGCCCACCAGUGCAGAACUACACCUGGUAUAGAGUGAAUGGGCCAGAGAUGAACACUGUAGGAACUGGACAGAAUCUCACCUUCAAUGUGACUGAGUCCAGUGGCAGUGAACAGCACUACUGUGAAGCACAGAAUGAACAUGGCAAGGAGAACUCGACAGCUGUGCAGCUGGGAGUUAAUUAUCCUCCUAAGAAGACCUCAGUGUCAGUCAGUCCCUCUGCUUCAGUGUUAGAGGGCAGCUCAGUGACUCUUACCUGCAGCAGUAAAGCCAGCCCACCAGUGCAGAACUACAUCUGGUACAGAGUGAAUGGGCCAGAGAUGAACACUGUAGGAACUGGACAGAAUCUCACCUUCAAUGUGACUGAGUCCAGUGACAGUGAACAGUACUACUGUGAAGCACAGAAUGAACUUGGCAAGGAGAGCUCAACAACUGUACUGCUGAAUGUGAUAUACAUGCCUCAGAUCUCUGGCUCUGGGAGCUGCAGCAGAACUGCAGCAGAGAUCAGCUGCUCCUGUGAGAGCCGUGGGAAUCCCUCUCCCAGCAUGGAGUGGCAUGUGUCUGGACUGCGGGUCACUAACUCUACUGACAGAGUCAUCAGGGAGGAGCAGCUGGGGAACACAGGCCUGAGGAGCUCCCUCACCAUGCGCCACUCACAGGGAGACACGGCCACUCUCCUCUGCCUCAGUACCAACGCUCUCGGCACCUCCAGCCUCCAGCUCCACGACCCUUGUCCACAGAAACACUCAGGAGUACACCUGCAACCACUGCUAUAUGUUAUCAUUGCAGCACUGAUUUGUCUGAAUGUGCUGACUGUUGGAUUCUGUCUCCACAAAAAUAAAAGAGACAUGAUUAAAGUGGCAUGGCUCAUUCUCAUUGGCUGCCUGCUGCAAGGAGCCCUGGGCGGAGAGUGGGCAGUCUGGAUGCCUCAGAGUAUAAAAGUUCUGAGUGGAUCCUGUGUGCUGAUUCCCUGCAGAUUUGAUAUCCCGUCUGAAUGGGAAAAAGAUCUGCCAGGGACUACAGUACAAUGGCAUCGUGAAAAGGAUGAUACUGUAAUGUUUGAUUCUAAAAGCCAAUCUGAAUCUCAUCUGCAAGGAACGUUCACUGGAGACCUGCAGCGCAAGACCUGCACUACACUCCUAGAGAACCUUCCAAAACAUGCUCGUGAUAAAUAUUUAUUCAGAUUACAUGACCCCAUCAAAUAUACUUUUCGAGAAACAUUUGUUGAACUUAUUAUCACAGACUCUCCACCCCAACCCAAGUUAACCACAGAGAAGGUGGAGGUGAUGGAGGGGACCUCUGUGAGUUUGAGCUGCUCUGCUGCAGCCCCCUGUCCCAAACUCCCCCCAAAUCUGACAUGGACCCCCAGGCUGAGUGACAGUGUGGAUCAACUGCAAGAGAAUGAGGAUAAAACCACAUCUGUGUCUUCUGUUCUGACCUUCACUGCUUCCCACCUCCACCAUGGGCAGAAGAUCACCUGCAGGGCACUUUACCCACUGCAACAAGGAGGCAAUCAGACGUCUGAGGCCAGUCUCAUUCUCACAGUUCUAUAUCCUCCAAAGAACACCUCAGUGUCAGUCAGUCCCUCUGGUUCAGUGUUAGAGGGCAGCUCAGUGACUCUGACCUGCAGCAGUAAAGCCAACCCACCAGUGCAGAACUACACCUGGUACAGAGUGAAUGGUACAGAGAUGAAUUCUGUAGGAACUGGACAGAAUCUCACCUUCAAUGUGACUGAGUCCAGUGGCAGUGAACAGUACUACUGUGAAGCACAGAAUAAACAUGGCAAGGAGAACUCAAAAACUGUACUGCUGAAUGUGAUAUACAUGCCUCAGAUCUCUGGCUCUGGGAGCUGCAGCAGAACUGCAGCAGAGAUCAGCUGCUCCUGUGAGAGCCGUGGGAAUCCCUCUCCCAGCAUGGAGUGGCGUGUGUCUGGACUGCGGGUCACUAACUCUACUGACAGAGUCAUCAGGGAGGAGCAGCUGGGGAACACAGGCCUGAGGAGCUCCCUCACCAUGCGCCACUCACAGGGAGACAAGGCCACUCUCCUCUGCCUCAGUACCAACGCUCUCGGCACCUCCAGCCUCCAGCUGCAUGUCCCAUCGCCACACUCAGGUGUUAGCAUUCCCUCACUGCUGAUUGCUGCAGCUGCUGGUGCUGGUGCCAUGGUGAUAGUGUGCCUCAUUGUGAAGGCCAUUCAAAAGCUGGGCGGGAAAAAAGGGGACAGCCAGUGUUGUGAAAGUAGAUGGAAGGACACAGAAGAGAGUUCUCCCCAAUCAGAAGAAGAACCAGUCUACGCCAACCACUCCAUGGUAACCACCCAACCCAGGGACCCACAGCUGGGAGGGACAGACCCACAGCCCCUGGCAGAGGACCGAAACAAGGCAGAGCUGGAAAACAUGCUUUACGCCUCGAUAAAGCACUCCCCCCGCUCCGUGGAGACACAGGGCCAGGAUGCCCGUGAAGGAGCCGCAGGUCACGGUGACGAUGUGGUCUAUUCACAGGUGGCCCGAAAGAAGAAAACCUAGAAGGGAAAGCCAUAGGAUGGGGA
Messenger RNA from Conger conger (European conger), 5618 nucleotides. RefSeq lists its product as uncharacterized. The coding region runs from base 2137 to 5595 and encodes 1152 amino acids. The transcript has 18 exons. NCBI's taxonomy places the organism in Eukaryota, Metazoa, Chordata, Actinopteri, Anguilliformes, Congridae. The record is from RefSeq and is a predicted model, not a curated record.